Messenger RNA from Dromiciops gliroides (monito del monte), 2534 nucleotides. It is a transcript of the gene SIX3, whose product is annotated as SIX homeobox 3. The record is from RefSeq and is a predicted model, not a curated record. The coding region runs from base 56 to 1132 and encodes 358 amino acids. Gene Ontology annotation, biological process: eye development; regulation of transcription by RNA polymerase II; brain development. Gene Ontology annotation, molecular function: RNA polymerase II cis-regulatory region sequence-specific DNA binding; DNA-binding transcription factor activity, RNA polymerase II-specific. NCBI's taxonomy places the organism in Eukaryota, Metazoa, Chordata, Mammalia, Microbiotheria, Microbiotheriidae. The transcript has 3 exons. Gene Ontology annotation, cellular component: nucleus; transcription regulator complex.
GAAAGCGCGAGAGAGCGCGCCAGCGGGUUUUUAAAGGAGGCACUUUUACUUCCUAAUGAAUAUUUAUCCUCCGCUCCUGCCUGCGCCCGGCUUCCCUUACCUUACAUCAGGUCAUUCCAUGGUAUUCCGCUCCCCUCUAGAGCUCUAUCCCUCCCACUUCUUCUUGCCAAACUUCGCGGAUCCUCACCACCGCUCCCUACUUCUGGCUAGUAGCAGCGGCGGCGGCGGCGGCGGCGGCGGCGGGAGCAGUGCGGGAGGAGGCGGCGGCGGCGGCGCAGGAGGAGGCGGCGCGGGAGGAGGCGGCGGCGGUGGCGGAGGAGGCGGCGGCAGCGGCGGCGGCUCCAGGGCCCCCCCGGAAGAGUUGUCCAUGUUCCAGCUGCCCACCCUCAACUUCUCUCCGGAGCAGGUGGCCAGCGUCUGCGAGACGCUGGAGGAGACUGGGGACAUCGAGCGGCUGGGACGCUUCCUCUGGUCCUUGCCCGUGGCCCCGGGGGCGUGCGAAGCCAUCAACAAGCACGAGUCCAUCCUGCGCGCCCGAGCCGUGGUCGCCUUCCACACGGGCAACUUUCGCGACCUCUACCACAUCCUGGAGAACCACAAGUUCACCAAAGAGUCGCACGGCAAGCUGCAAGCCAUGUGGCUGGAGGCGCACUACCAGGAGGCGGAGAAGCUGCGCGGCCGCCCUCUCGGCCCAGUGGACAAGUACCGAGUGAGGAAGAAGUUCCCGUUGCCCCGGACCAUCUGGGACGGCGAGCAGAAGACUCAUUGCUUCAAGGAGCGGACUCGGAGCCUGCUCAGGGAGUGGUACCUUCAGGACCCCUACCCCAACCCGAGCAAGAAACGCGAACUGGCUCAGGCCACGGGCCUCACCCCCACACAAGUAGGCAACUGGUUUAAGAACCGGCGGCAGCGCGACCGGGCGGCUGCGGCCAAGAACAGACUGCAGCAUCAGUCGAUCGGACAGAGCGGCAUGCGCUCGCUGGCUGAGCCUGGCUGUCCGACGCACGGCUCGGCAGAGUCGCCAUCCACGGCGGCCAGUCCCACAACCAGUGUGUCCAGCCUGACAGAACGAGCGGACACCGGCACCUCCAUCCUCUCGGUAACCUCCAGCGACUCGGAAUGUGAUGUAUGAUAGCGGAAAGACGGUCCUCCACCUCUCCCUCCUCUCCCUCCUCCUCUUCUUCCUUUUCCACCCCCCUCCCCCAACUCCUAUUUCUCCUACCCUAGAGCAAACCCAAAUCAGGACACACAUACACACACAUACACACAACCACACAUGCACACACAAAGCCAAAAUUUUAAAAAGCAAGAAACAUUAGAAACUAAUCAAAAACUGUCAACAAAACCCAACCACCUUCAGCCACCACCGCCACACAACGGACCCGGACGCCAACAGACAUUCACAAAUGCUGAUGUUGCGGGGGGAACAAUUAAAAGAGGUGACAAUUGUAUACUUUCUAGGACAAGCACGACUUCUCCUUUCGCUUCCCAUGGACGAGGCACCCCACCUGCAUGACGGUUUAUUUGUAUCUGGGAAAAUAUUCUCUAUAGCUUAAAACGAUUUAAAAAGAAUCGAAUACACAAUCACCACCGAGGCAACAACGGGCGACAAAGACCAAAAAUGACAAAAACAGCAACAACUACAACAAAAAAACAACCCACCAACGCCAUCUCCGUUCUGAAUUUGUACAAAAAAAAAGAAAGAAAAAAAGAGAACUCCUUGUGAAGAGGGAAAUAGCAAAUGUUUCUCGCCUUUUUUUUGUUUCUCUCUCUCUCUCUCUCUCUCUCUCUCUCUCUCUCUCUCUCUCUCUCUCUCUCUCUCUCUCUCUGUCACUUUCUCCACUUUCUCUCCCUCUUCUUCUCCCUCUCUGUUUUUAAGUCCAAGUAAUGGUCAGCCAAGAUGCAAUCUUCUGUUUUUUUGUUCAGCAGACAAUCAUUUUAUUCGUAAGCACCUUUUUUUCUACACUCCUGUCACUGCCUGUGUGGGUACUGGUUAUAAAUGUGGAAAAAGGAUAGUUAUGACUGUAAAAGAUUUUUAUUUUUAUUUCAAAAUUUUAUAUGAAUUAUGUAUAUCUUAAUGAUGCGGUCAUUUUUCCCAGUUUGUAAUAUAUGUGUAGAAAUUGCCUGUAUAUGCUAUUGCUUUUUUCUCUUCUCCCUUUUUGCCAUUCUGUGUCCUCUCUCUCCGUCUCUCUCUCUCUCUCUCUCUCUCCCACCUCCCUAACCCUUCAACACCUACCCCUUAUCUUUCUUUUUUCCUGUUUUCCCCUUCCCUCCUUCCGAACUGCCCCCACCUUUUUUUAAAUUUUCCAAGACUUGGUGUUCCUUGUGUAGACUUAGCUGUUCAGUUCUGAGCGGCUAGGUUAGAGAAAGGGACCCCAGCAUCAGCGAAACCGGAGAGUGAGACUGUAGUAUUCUUAUGCAAAAGCUAUUUUGAGUAUUUCUUAGCUGCUUUGGGGGUUUUCUCUCAGCUCCCCGUAGGGCGCUUAUACUGUUUCCUUAACUGCGUGUUUAUCUAUAUGUAAAAACUUUCUAAA